Molecule: messenger RNA, 753 nt
Organism: Penicillium chermesinum
Lineage: Eukaryota; Fungi; Ascomycota; Eurotiomycetes; Eurotiales; Aspergillaceae
Exons: 2
Coding region: 1-753 (250 amino acids)
Biological process (GO): transmembrane transport
Cellular component (GO): membrane
Molecular function (GO): transmembrane transporter activity
Source: RefSeq, a predicted model, not a curated record
AUGUGCGAAGAAGUCCAGGAGCCCUCGCGACAAGUCCCCAAAGCAAUCAUCGGAACCGUCAUCUUCAACACCAUUGCCGGCCUGGUCUUCCUAAUCCCUAUAGUCUUCGUGUUGCACGACACCGAAGCGCUUGCCUCCCUCGCGUCAGGUCAACCUGUACCCGCUAUUAUCAGAUCUGCCAUCGGUAACGAGGUCGGAACAUUCCUCUUGCUGCUCAACCUCGCUGUCCUGGCCCUUCUCUGUGGAAUCGGAUGCACGACCGCGGUCUCACGAGCGAUCUGGGCCUUCGCAAGAGAUGGAGGCAUUCCAUACUCGACGCAAUGGCGAAAGGUGAACAAGGCUCUAGAUGUUCCUCUUAAUGCAAUGAUGCUAGGAAUGGUCGUCGAGAUCCUACUGGGACUUAUUUACUUCGGGUCAAGCACCGCGUUCAACGCCUUUUCGGGUGUUGGUGUGAUCACUCUCACUGUCAGCUAUGCCUGCCCGAUCGCUGUCUCCGUGAUUGGACGCCGGCAGCAGGUGGAAAACGGGGACUUCAAUCUAGGAAAGCUCGGCGUUUUCUGCAAUAUUGUGGCUUUGGUACCUUUGUUCUGUAUGCCAUCAGCUGUUCCAGCAACCGCAGAAACCGUCAACUAUGCCCCUGUUGUCUUCGUCGCGUUCAUCAUGAUCGCCACCGCCUGGUACUUCAUUUGGGGCCGGGAAAAGUACAUUGGGCCACCCACCGCGGAUGUGGUGGGCAUUGAGCCCCAUGACUAG